AUGGUUUCUCCCAUUCAGAAGAAGACUAUCAUCAAGAAGCGACGAGCUUCGUUCAACCGCUUCCACUCGGAGCGCUUCAUGCGCGUCGAUGCCUCCUGGAGAAAGCCCAGAGGUAUUGACAACCGCGUUCGCAGACGCUUCAAGGGCAACAUUGCCAUGCCCAAGAUCGGUUACGGCUCCAACGCUGCCACCCGCCACCUUCUUCCCAACGGCUUCAAGAAGUUUGUCGUCAGCAACGUUGCCGAUCUCGAGCUCCUGCUCAUGCAUAACCGCGCCUACGUUGCCGAGAUCGCCCACAACGUCAGCUCUCGCAAGCGUAUCCAGAUCGUCGAGCGUGCCAAGCAGCUCGAUGUCAAGGUCUCCAACGCUGGCGGUCGUCUUCGUGCCACCAAUCGACCGAUGCAGACCGGAUGCUAA
Messenger RNA from Polychytrium aggregatum, 417 nucleotides. RefSeq names its product ribosomal protein L32e. Gene Ontology annotation, biological process: translation. Gene Ontology annotation, molecular function: structural constituent of ribosome. Bases 1 to 417 code for a protein of 138 amino acids. NCBI's taxonomy places the organism in Eukaryota, Fungi, Chytridiomycota, Chytridiomycetes, Polychytriales. Gene Ontology annotation, cellular component: ribosome; cytosolic large ribosomal subunit. The transcript has 3 exons. The record is from RefSeq and is a predicted model, not a curated record.